GCUUCUCUUUAAUUUGAACAGAUUUCUCUUAAUUUCUUCAUAUGGAAGAAGACUAUUCCAUUCCCAAUUCGAAGUUUGUGUGGUCAUCCCUCCCCUACUGCUGGGCAAGAACAUGUCUCCGGCUUUUCUGAUGUUAAAAUCACGCUGGUUGCUUUAAAGGAUCUGGUUUAACAUCUGGUCCUACCCCAUGUAUGUCAAAUACGAGGAAACUAAAGCUCAGGGGAGACUGCCUAGUCUAGUAAGGGACAGAGUGAGUAAGAACUACGGGCUUCUGACCCUUCCAAACUCGCUUCCUUCCUUUCCCUUCACAUCCCGAAAGCGAACGAGAUGGCGACACCUCCCGGGCUCCUAGAGCGCAGCCGGAAACUGCCGUAGCGCCAGAGGAUGACCGGCACCCACUUCCGGUCAGCCAUUGUUCCCUUUAUCCUCCCGUGAAUGGAGGGGGUCUUCUAUCCUGUGCCCUGCCCUUUUCUUUCCCUCUCCGUCGAGACCCUGGAGGUCGUUCAAUCGCUGUUCCUUCUUUGUAUUUUCAAUAAACAAAUCUAUCAUCUCUGCAACCCCCAAUGAAGAAAAGAAAAACAAAACCUACAGUUAAGCAAAAACAUUGGUAACACUCUUUCAGAGCCCAGUGAUUUCUGAUAUCUCACCCCAGACCUGAGACAUUCAAGACAAAGUUCUGAGAGUAGACUUUGGCUGAUUGAAUUUUAGCCGCAUCCAGAUUCUGGUGAGAGGCUGUGAUGACAGGAGAGGUAAGGAAAGCCAUAUGUCUAGCUCCUCAGCUCUUGGGUGCCCAAGAGAAGAGGGACAAUGCUUGGGGACCAGGAUCAAGCCUGCAACAGGACAGCCAGCUCAGCUGUGAAGUCUUUAGGCAACACUUUCGGCAGCUGUGUUACCAUGAGACCUCUGGGCCACAGGAGGCCCUGGGCCAACUGCGUGACCUUUGCGGACGGUGGUUGAGGCCAGACAUGAAUACAAAGAUGCAGAUCCUGGAGCUGCUGGUGCUAGAGCAGUUCAUCACCAUUCUGCCUGGGGAAAUCCGUGCCUGGGUGCAGCUACAUCGUCCAGAAAGCGGAGAAGAGGCUGUAGCUAUGGUGGAGGAUUUCCAGAAACAACUUGAUGGGUCAGGACAGAAGGAUUUGGUGACAUUUGAGGGUGUGUCAGCGGACUUUACCGAGAAGGAAUGGAAGGGCUCAGCACCUGCUCAGAGGGCCUUCUUUCGAGAUUUGAUGCUGGAGAAUUAUCGGGAUGUUGUAUCACUGGCAGGGUUUCCAUUUUCUAAACCUACAGGAAUCUCUUGGAGAGAGGAAGAACCAUGGAACCUAAAUCAUCAAGGACCGCUGGACUUGGAAGAUAGGAAAAGCACCUGUACAGAAGGUGAUAAUGUUACUGAGAAUGAGGAGAACACUUCAAAACAAGAAAUUUUUGUUGAAUCAGAAUUACAUAAUAAUUCAUCAGAAAAUCUACAGAAGGAUCUUUGCCAGGGAACUGAAGGUGGAGAAGCCUGUGAAAUGGAAAACAUGUUAGAGCAGCAGCAAGGAACACUCUCACAGGAAAAAAUUAAGAGAAUUGACAGUGAUUUUAUGGAAGUGAUAGUCCAGAAUAAGAAAAUCCCUGUUGAGGAGAGAGAUGAGAAACAUAAAGAAUUUUGGAAAAGUUUUGAUCUUAUCACAAAUACUGUUACACAUGAGAAAGUUCCUAGAGGACAGAAAUCCUAUCAAUGUAAUGAAUGUGGCAAAUACUUCAAUCGGAGCUCACACCUUAUUGGACAUCAGAGAAUUCACACUGGAGAGAAACCUUAUGAAUGUAAUGAAUGUGGGAAAAGUUUCAGACAAACUUCUCAGCUUAUUGUACAUUUGAGAAUCCACACAGGUGAGAAACCCUACGAAUGUAAUGAGUGUGGAAAAGCUUACCGUCACAGCUCACAUCUUAUUCAUCACCAGAGACUCCACAAUGGUGAAAAACCAUACAAAUGUAAUGAGUGUGUGAAAGCCUUCACUCAGAGCUCUCAACUUAUUGAUCAUCAGAGAAUCCAUACUGGUGAGAAACCCUAUGAGUGUAACAUGUGUGGUGAAGCCUUUAGUCGAAGUAAAAGCCUUAUUCGACACCAGAUCCUUCACACUGGGGAGAAACCUUAUAAGUGUAAUGAAUGUGGGAAAGCCUUCUGUUCUAAUAGGAACCUUAUUGAUCAUCAGAGAACUCACACUGGAGAGAAACCUUAUCAGUGUAAUGAGUGUGGCAAGGCUUUUAGCAGGAGCAAAUGCCUUAUUAGACAUCAGAGCCUCCAUACUGGGGAAAAACCUUACAAAUGCAGUGAAUGUGGGAAGACUUUCAGUCAAGGUUCUCAACUUAUUGACCAUGAAAGAAUUCACACUGGGGAAAAACCUUUUGCAUGUAGUGAGUGUGGCAAGGCAUUUAGCCUAAGCAAGAGCCUUAUUCGACAUCAGAGGCUUCAUACUGGAGAGAGACCAUAUAAAUGCAAUGAUUGUGGAAAAUCCUUCAAUCAGAAUUCGCACCUUAUUAUACAUCAGAGAAUUCAUACUGGGGAGAAACCUUAUGAGUGUAAUGAAUGUGGAAAGGUUUUUAGUUAUAGCUCAAGUCUUUUGGUACAUAAGAGAACCCACACUGGGGAGAAGCCUUAUGAAUGUCAUGAAUGUGGAAAAGCUUUUAGUGACAGCUCACAACUAAUUGUACAUCAGAGGAUACAUACUGGGGAGAAGCCCUAUGAAUGUAAAGAAUGUGGAAAAGCUUUCAGUCAGCGUUCAACUUUUAACCAUCAUCAGAGAAUUCACUCUGGAGAGAAACACUCAGCAUUGGUCCACUCAGUCUUUUAGGUUGUGGUGUUAAUGAUGAAGGGCAAUGGAAGAUUUAAAUUUUAUGUGAAAAUAUCUCACCCCGGUUUUCAAAUAAACACUCUAAUCCUAUUUGAUACAAAAAUCUAUUUUGCUUUUGUUUCACUGAGAGAUCAGAUGUGAGAAUAUAGAUGGCUUGGUCACACUAGUGGAAAAUGGACAACACAUUAACUUUGUUGCUUUGUAAAUAUUUUAAAUGCAUUAUUUAUUUCUGUUUUACCUCACCAAACACAUUUUAAGUUCUGGAAGACAAAUCUUCCUUUAUUAAGGCUGCUUUCCUUUACUGCCUACAUCAACCACUUGCUUGAUUUACUUUGAUGUGUCUUUUUGGUUAUAUGAUCUUUUUUCUCCAUUUCUCCACUUUUUUAGGCCAAACAUUUAGUAUUCUUAACUAGACUUUAUUAGAAUUAGUGAUCCCUGAAGGUGGGCCUACCACCUGUAUCAGACAAUGAGCUGCCCAAGAAUUGGGAUAAAAUCUCCUUUCCCUUCCUCCUCUGGAGUACUUACUCUUUUCCUCUUUUCAUUCCCUGCCCUUCAAGUUCUUUCAUAUGAAACCCCAAACCUAUAUUCUGAUAUAAGCAGCCUCUAUUUCCUUUCUCACACUGAAGGGUCUUCAGUGUGUUUUUUAAGUCUGUGCUUUAUAUUUUGUGUCAAUACAUUAGAGAUCUUUGUUUUUGUCUGUAUUGUCCACAGAUUGCAAUUCACCUGAAAUUUAAUAAAUAUGUCUUUGAGAAUUUUGUGAUGAUCAGACUUGCCCAAGAACACACAGCCAGUGUCAAGAGGCAAGAUUUGAACCAGGUCCUCCUGACCCCAAGUCCAACACUGCCCAAUGUACCAUGCUUCUCAUAUGACCUAAUACAUGUUGAUAACUUGCCGUGUGAUUAAUUAUACUUUCUUACCACAGAUGGAAUGUAGAUUCUUUGAUGGUAGAGAUGGCCUUUUUUUUUUUAUCAUACUAAGACAAUGAUUGACAAUAAACAUUUUAAUAUUAA
Monodelphis domestica (gray short-tailed opossum) is the source of this 3841-nucleotide messenger RNA. NCBI's taxonomy places the organism in Eukaryota, Metazoa, Chordata, Mammalia, Didelphimorphia, Didelphidae. The record is from RefSeq and is a predicted model, not a curated record.